AUGGCCACAACGGUUCGCGGAUUUGGCGGGAAGAUCUCGCGCCGGGCCAAGGUGCCCGGCGGCAGCGAGCAGCUCGGCUCCCCCUCGACCCGAUCUACUGCGGACGAUGCCUUCACUGCUGCCGUCAAGCGGGCUGAACUUACUCCCAAGCGUGCCAAAACCAGCCCCACGGUCCGCAGCUGGUCAAACUCAGCCACCCGAUCCUCGGCCCCGUCCCAGCCAACACGAGUGCUCUCUGCUGCUGAGAGCCCCAGCCCGCAAAACGCAUCCCCGCGCGCGAGCGCACGCACAGCAAGCCCUCCCAUGCCUGCUAGCCCGCAGUCGCAGCCAAACCCCCGACAGCUACGGCGUCUUCGCUCCGCCCCCGCAAGCGCACCCACAGCGUCUGCAACCGCCCAGCCACAACCGUCUCGUGCCGUCGGGCGAGCGGACACGACUGCACCGCUCGUGACCGCCCUGCUUCGCCGCAAUCGCCCCGUUCGACGCGAUACUCCGACCACGCCGAGCCACGACCAGCCGGUACAGCGCAUCCUGAGCUCCAGCUCCAGCUCCAGCUCCAGCCCCAGUCAAACUCAACCUAGUCCGGAUCAGGGCCAGAGGCAGAACCACAGCCAAAAGCAUGACCAGAACCACAAUGGCCGGCUCGCUCACAACUCGCGAGCAUCUGCGCGAUUGUCUCGCCCUCAGCUCAAGUCACCACCACCAACAACAACCACGACGGCUUUGGCUCGCAGCCAAUCCGUCUCGACCACCCCAGCCCAAGCCCAUGUUCCGCCUGGGCCCCAGCGAAGCGCAUCCUCCCCUGUCCGACCUCGCCUUCUCCGCCUUCGCUCCGACCCCCGCUCCCCCAGUCAACCUAGUCGAGCUGGACGUGAACCAACUCGAAGCAAGACACCGCCGCCCCAAGCCUCGGACCCACCCGAGUCUGAGCAGGAUACGCAGCCCCUGAAUGACCCUGACUCGCUGGACGCCGACACCGAACCCUCGGCCGCCGAGCUCGAGCUCGCCCUCCCUCGCCUCUACAAGGCUCAAACCUCCCCCGCUCGCAUUGGCCUUCGCCCCUCUCCAAGCACCUCACAACCUAGCUGGCCCAACACCAAACCUGACGACCCACGCCCAGAGCCGCGCCGCAGUGUCAGCGACUUUGUCACGAUUGCUCGAACGACUGAAGCCCAUGCCUCCUUGGAACAGGGCCAGCAGCAAGAGAAAACUUGCGUGGACCGCCCCUACUUUGGUCUUUUUGAGGAGCUGGCUCGGGUGGUCGACCUGGGCCUGGAGCGAAUCGCCCACCAGCAAUCGGCGUUUCCCGCCUUUGCCUUUGAUGCCAUUUGCACCUGCCUCCGCAUCCUUAUUAGCGCCACCAAUCAUCAGCCGGAUUUGAACGCACGAUUGGGAACACUGACGUGGCCCAAGCGCUGCUGCGAGGUGGUUCUUUUACGCCGGCACCUCAAGUGCACCUCUCUGACUGAUUCGCAAAAGUUUGACCUGACGGUCAUGAGCAUGUCUUUGCUUGCCAACGUGAUGGAGCACAACCUGGAUAAUCGUCUGUUGAUUGGAAGCUAUCGCUGGCGCGAGGGCGCCAAGGAACAAUCUUUUAUUUCAGGGCUCGUUGACAUCUUCCGAGCACACCAACGCGUUGAUGAAACGGCCAUGCUGGAAAACGACGCUGAGGCCGAUACUUCAGAUAACAUUCUGUCCGCCUACGUGGCCGUGGCGCUGGGCUCACUUUGCAUGCAGGCACCGGAUAAUGAGCGGGAAUUGGUGGAGCGAGCCGGGCUUGAUGACGUUCGAGACAUUGCCAUGCAUCUUCGCGAGUUUCUGCUCUUUCAACAAACCGCAACGGGAACGGCUGAUCGCUCCACGGUCGACGCCAUUGCUGCCAUCAUCGACAACCUCGAGGCCAUGGUGGAACGAGCAGAAACUCGGGCGAAGGCGCAGACAGAGUCUCAAGAGCCAGCUUAAGCCAAGUUUGCCUUGCGUGACCCGACAGGCCGAGUGGCAAUAUUAGAGCUCAACAAGUCUAAUUGACUGAAACUAG
Monosiga brevicollis MX1 is the source of this 2038-nucleotide messenger RNA. RefSeq lists its product as uncharacterized. The record is from RefSeq and is a predicted model, not a curated record. Gene Ontology annotation, biological process: regulation of chromosome condensation. The transcript is spliced from 9 exons. The coding region runs from base 1 to 1962 and encodes 653 amino acids. NCBI's taxonomy places the organism in Eukaryota, Choanoflagellata, Craspedida, Salpingoecidae.